AUGCAGCUCACACGGUUAAAGACACGAGGAGCCCGAACAGUUAAAGAUCAGCUGCAGCGUUAUGCGCCACGCCUCCACGCCUCCACAGCUCCACGGCUCGGCACCUGGUUCCUCCAGCACAGUCCGUUAGUUGCGCUGUUGCAGAGCCGGAUUUUUCAGACAGGACCGGAGCGCGGCGGAGGAGGAGGAGGAAGAAGAAGAAGGAGCACAGAAAGAAAAAAUCAAAAAGCGAAUGUGGGAGUGGAAGAGGAGAAUGUGACAACUGCUGGAUGCGGACAGAGAGAGUGUUGCGGCUGGCUACGCUGCCUUUAGGGGGAGGCCUGUCCUCGGCUUCUCUUCUGCACCUGUCCCUCUCCGUCUCCGAGAGAGAGAGAGAGAGAGAGAGAGAGAGACGCUCCUUUUUAUUUAUCAGGCAGGGCGCACAGCGGCGGAGGCGCACACACACACACUUCCACACACACACACACACACAUAUACUGUACGCACACACACAUCACACAUACACAGGGCAGGCAGGCAGGCAGGCAGGCAACAUGACUUCAUCCUACAAUCUGGAUUUUCUGCCCGAUAUGAUGGUGGAGAGCCGCCUGCUUGUUCCCGGAGACAGAAUUAACGGCACGGCCGGGAAGAUGAACGGGGCGCUGGAGCAUUCGGACCAGCCAGACCCGGAUGCGAUCAAGAUGUUUGUGGGUCAGAUCCCGCGCUCCUGGUCAGAGAAGGAGCUGAAGGAGCUGUUCGAGCCGUACGGAGCCGUCUAUCAGAUCAACAUACUCCGAGACCGCAGCCAGAACCCUCCACAGAGCAAAGGCUGCUGUUUUGUCACGUUUUACACAAGGAAAGCUGCCCUUGAAGCCCAGAAUGCACUGCAUAACAUAAAGACCUUAACAGGGAUGCACCACCCUAUUCAGAUGAAACCUGCAGACAGUGAGAAAUCUAACGCGGUGGAAGACAGGAAGUUGUUCAUCGGCAUGGUGUCGAAGAAGUGCAACGAGAACGACAUCCGGGUCAUGUUCUCUGCGUUCGGACAGAUCGAGGAGUGCCGGAUCCUCAGAGGGCCUGACGGACUGAGCAGAGGUGCGUGUCGCUCCAACUCACUUCCAUCCACACGAUGUGCUUUUGUCACGUUUUCCACCAGAGCUAUGGCACAGAAUGCAAUCAAAGCCAUGCACCAGUCUCAGACUAUGGAGGGCUGCUCGUCUCCCAUCGUGGUGAAGUUCGCCGACACGCAGAAGGACAAGGAGCAGCGGCGUCUGCAGCAGCAGCUGGCGCAGCAGAUGCAGCAGCUCAACAGUGCGACCACCUGGGGGAGCCUGACGGGCCUGGGCGGCCUCACCCCGCAGUAUCUGGCUGUAAGGAGAGCCGCCGCGUCGCCCACCUCCACCAUCACCUCCUCCACCCCUUACUGCAGCCCCAUGGCCAACGCCGCCGCAUUGCUUCAGCAGGCGACCUCCUCCGGUAACCUCGGAGCCUUCAGCGGGAUCCAGCAGAUGGCCGGUAUGAGUGCUCUGCAGUUGCAGAACCUGGCCACUUUAGCAGCGGCGGCGGCGGCGGCCCAAAACUCAGCCAGUCCCUCCACCGCAAACCCCCUGUCCUCCAACGCCGCCUCCCUGGGAGCGUUGGCCAGCCCAGCCGCGGGCACCACAGCCAGCUCCAACGCCGGGGCCAUGAACUCUCUGACCUCUCUGGGCACCCUGCAGGGCCUGGCAGGCGCUACUGUGGGCCUGAACAACAUAAAUGCACUAGCAGGUAGCAUCAACAUUGCUCAAAUGCUCUCAGGUAUGGCGGCUCUAAACGGAGGCCUGGGCGGCGCAGGGCUUACCAACGGGACGGCGGGCACCAUGGACGCGCUGACGCAGGCUUACUCAGGGAUCCAGCAGUAUGCCGCCGCAGCGCUGCCCACCCUCUACAGCCAGUCCCUGCUGCAGCAGCAAGGGGCCGCUGGCAGCCAGAAAGAGGGUCCCGAAGGUGCCAACCUGUUCAUCUACCACCUGCCCCAGGAGUUUGGAGACCAGGACAUACUCCAGAUGUUCAUGCCUUUCGGAAACGUGGUCUCUGCCAAAGUCUUCAUCGACAAACAGACAAACCUUAGCAAGUGCUUCGGCUUCGUCAGCUACGACAAUCCAGUGUCGGCACAGGCAGCCAUCCAGGCCAUGAACGGCUUCCAGAUCGGCAUGAAGCGGCUGAAGGUGCAGCUGAAGCGCUCCAAGAACGACAGCAAACCGUACUGAUCUUAGCACUAGGGUCUAUCUGCUCCCCAUGUUAGCACUGCUAGGGUAAGUCCCUCCCCCCCCCACAAAAAAAAAAACAAUGAAAAUGACAAAAAAAACAACAGCAAACCGAGCCACGACCUCUACACAGGGACUGGGGGGUGGGUGGUGUUUGAUGGGAGGGAUAUGGGAGGGAUGUGGGAGGGAGGGGGAGACGACCUACAACCACCCUGAGGGAGACACACACGCCUUGUUUUGUUAAUUUUUUUGUUUGGUUUUUUCUUGUUUUUCUUGCUUUUUUGAAGAUUUUUAUGUUAGCUUUCAAGUAUUAUUAUUUAUUACAAUUAAAUUUUUUUUUUGACACACAUGAACGCUUCCAUUACCGCCAUUACUUUGUGCAAUUUUUAUUUUUUAUUUUUACAAUGGAAGGAAGUAGCUAUCUUGGGUAGCUUUUUUUGUUUGUUUGUUUAAAAAAAAAAAUUUUUUUUCUUUCUCAGUGAUUAUUUAUACAUUUUUGAGGACUAGUUACAGUCAGAACCGAGGUAAAGACAAAGGAGCCAUGAUGAUUUUUUAAUCUUUUUUUCUUCUCUCUCUCUCUCAUUGUGAACCUGAGGCCUGGCGAUGGGUUCAUUUUUUUUGUUUUUUCUUCAUUUUUAAAAAAUUUUGACGCGCACGCAGAUAUGCACAUUCGACCUUUGACCUCCGCGGUGUUGGUUGCAGGCCGCCGCUGCUUCUCCAAAUAAAAAAAUAAUAAAAAAAACCCUCUACGCCUGCUGGCAACCCGGGAGCAAAGGCUGCAAAAACGUUAGUGGCCUCUUUUACAUUUAUAGUCAAUGGCGACGUCAGCCUACAGUUACAGUUACAGUCCACCACCACAAGAAAAAAAAAAUAACACAUACAAACACAAACACACACACAAUCCAGCUACGUCUUAUUAUUUAUGUGAAAAUAAAAAAAACAGUUUUUUAUUUCUCAGAAGAUAAAAUAAUUAGUAACUACUUUUCUGGGUCAGAUCACAUUGGUCUUUGUUGUGAAAGGGAUAUUGCAGCAUGUAGAACAUUUUCAAAAUAACAUCCAGAAUUUGAUGAAGGCUAUAAUAAUAAUUCUAAUAAUGAAAAAAAAAAGAGUCUAUGGGUUAAAGGUGGUAACUGAAAAUACUUGAUGUUUGUUGAAAGAUUUAAAAAAAAAAAGAGUAAUUCAAAGUACAGAAAGCCACAGGCCUGUAAAUUUUAUUUGUAAAAAAAGCAGUUCUAUUUUUAUACAACAUUUUUACUGCCUCAGAUGAAAAAAAAAAAAGGAUUUUAUUUAUUGCCUAUCGUUAAGUUAUUGGACUCCUAUAAAGUAUUACAGCAUCAUUAAAGUAGACCCUUGUGGAGAAGUCUCGUGGAAUUGGGUUCUCCGGUGUUUUUCAUGUUUUUUCAGUGCAGAAACCACAAUCACAACACACUCACGCCGCCAUCCAAACCGCACUCCACCUCCUGCUCCACCCUGUGUCAUUUACCCAUCCAUCCACACACACACACAACUCUCUGUGCUGUUCAUCCAUUCAUCCACCGCUCUCUCUUUUUUACCACUCUCCCCCUCUCUCCAUCCGUAGUGGGACUAUUUCUUCUUCACUUGUCGAAUUUCUACCUUUUUUUUCCUCCCCCCCUCGCGUUUAUUAUUAUAAUUUUGUUAAUUACUUUGUUUUUUUGUUGUUGUUUUUUUUGUCCGUAGCGCCCUCCCCCCGUUCCCCAUCCUUUCAAAGUAAAAGCAUAUUAAAGACCCCACCCACACUUCCCCCGCCUCCAAAAAUUACGACUUAUUAUCUCCCAAAUGACAACAUCCAUCCGGGAUCUGAUGGAUUAAAGCUUUGGGUGUUCUCUGUUUUUUGUGUAUGUAUGUAUAUGUAUGUGUGUGUGUGUGUGUGUGCGAAUGUAUAAGUGUGUGUUGUUGCCUGUUAGUAUAUAAACCUAUAACAUUAAUAUCAUUAAAAAAAAA
Larimichthys crocea (large yellow croaker) is the source of this 4187-nucleotide messenger RNA. RefSeq names its product cugbp, Elav-like family member 2 (gene celf2). Gene Ontology annotation, molecular function: RNA binding. NCBI's taxonomy places the organism in Eukaryota, Metazoa, Chordata, Actinopteri, Sciaenidae. The transcript is spliced from 13 exons. Bases 270 to 2228 code for a protein of 652 amino acids. The record is from RefSeq and is a predicted model, not a curated record.